GAAGUAAAUCAUAUGGCAUAUUUGGAGGGUGAAAAUGGAGGUAUUUCGAUUCAAACCCUGAGAGAACAUGCUUUGAAAACUAGACGUAACAAUCUGGUAGAAUCACCAUUAAAUGAUCAAGAGGCUGAUGAACCAAUUUCAAUACAUAAAAAGAGCGACCUGAUGAGCACACUCCCAAGAACAAACAAGCGGUGGUUAUCAGAUGAUGAUAUUCAGGAAGGCCCAGACUCUUUAGAAAGCCUAGUGAUAGCAGAAUUUAGAAAUCUAAGAAGAGUUAUGUCAGAUUUUGAUGAUAAAUUAAACACUGUAGCAUCCCAG
Racocetra persica is the source of this 318-nucleotide messenger RNA. The record is from the annotation of a GenBank genome assembly. Lineage: Eukaryota; Fungi; Glomeromycota; Glomeromycetes; Diversisporales; Gigasporaceae.